This is a messenger RNA of Danio aesculapii, 2512 nucleotides long. RefSeq names its product phospholipid scramblase 3b (gene plscr3b). Bases 277 to 1221 code for a protein of 314 amino acids. The record is from RefSeq and is a predicted model, not a curated record. Gene Ontology annotation, molecular function: phospholipid scramblase activity. NCBI's taxonomy places the organism in Eukaryota, Metazoa, Chordata, Actinopteri, Cypriniformes, Danionidae. Gene Ontology annotation, biological process: plasma membrane phospholipid scrambling. The transcript has 9 exons. Gene Ontology annotation, cellular component: plasma membrane.
GAGAUUGAUUCAUAGAGAAAAAAGGAGAAUGCUUCGCGCUAGGGCGUAGUGUUAAAACGCUGCAAACACACUCGUUUUUGCACAAAGAGUAAAGCGAAGAACCGAUUUUAAGCUUCCCCUUUUCUCAUUUACGAACAAUCACUGCACCAACAAGGAAGUGCUGGAGAGUUUGGUGACGGAGGCUUGCUUGUGGAGUAAUUAAACCUGUCUGACAAAGAUUGAUCGUGGUGCUGAUAGACAGACAUUGGAUCUGAAAGUCAAAGAUCUACCUUCAACAUGUCUGGACCAGGCUACCCAUCUCCAAACCAGCCUUCGUAUCCCAUGCCACAGCCGGGCGGACACUCCAUGCCACCCUAUCCAAUGGGAGGCUAUGGAGAUCCUGGGCAACAUGCACCACCAGCAGGAUUCCAAGUAGGGUACCAACCAGUUCCGGAUCAGCCAAUCAUGUAUCAGCCUGGUCCAGUUAGUCCAGGACCUCAGCCGGGUCAAUCAUACGGAGGACCUGCAGCUGUACCUGCACCAAUAGCAGUGCCUGCUGGAGUACCACCGGGUCUGGAGUACCUCACUCAGAUUGACCAGAUCCUUAUUCAUCAGAAAGUGGAGUUGUUGGAGGCAUUCAUUGGCUUCGAGACCAACAACCAGUACGAGAUCAAGAACAGCCUGGGUCAAAAGAUCUACUCCGCCAAAGAGAAAAAUGACUGCUGCACACGCAACUGCUGUGGUGCCCUGCGCAGCUUUGACAUGAAGAUCAAAGACAACAUGGACCGAGAGGUCAUACGACUGAUUCGACCUUAUCGCUGCGUGUCCUGCUGGUGCCCCUGCUGCCUGCAAGAGAUGGAGAUUCAGGCCCCUCCGGGAACCACCAUAGGCUAUGUGAAGCAGGACUGGCACCCCUGUUACCCAAAAUUCUCCAUCCAGGGACCCAACAAGGAGACUGUGAUGAAGCUUGAAGGGCCCUGCAUGGCCUGCAACUGCUGUGGAGAUGUAAACUUUGAGCUUAAAGGCAAGGAUGGCACUGGGAAGCCUAUUGGUCGGAUCUCUAAACAGUGGAGUGGCCUGUUGAAGGAAGUGUUUACCGACGCCGACAACUUUGGUAUUCAGUUCCCUCUGGAUAUGGAUGUUAAGAUGAAGGCUGUACUCAUGGGCACUUGCUUCCUUAUUGAUUUCAUGUUCUUUGAGAAAGUUGGAGACACAAACCAGCGCAACACUGUGUUCUCUUAAAGCUCCUGACACGUUACUCACAAAUCAGCUUAUUUUCUAACUAACCCAUCAUUCUGGAGAAUUUUCAGGUUUGUUUUAUAAACUGAUAAAAUUCCUACGUCCACCAGAUUUUGUUAAUUUUCUACAUUGGCCCCCAAAGCCUAUCAUCAGCUACCACUGCACUGAAACCAGAGUGGUUUGAGGGCCAUUUUAUAUGGUUUGAGGGUCACCUUGAGGGUCAUUUUAUAGUGUUCAUGUGACCAGAAAUGUUUGCGUUGACAAGCAUGAUGUCAUCAUGAAUAACUGUCCACUGGUGCCUUUUACACACUCACUGCCUUCUCAGUACUUACAAACCACUGUUCCAGCAGUACAAGCAGAUGCAUUUGUACACCUUUGUUACUAAAACCGUCGUACACCGUAAGAUGCAACCUUGUGGAUGUUUUUUCUAAACCUCUUGCAUAAAGUACAUAUAUAUAUAUUUUUGUCUUUAUGGAAAUUCUGUUUUAUUGUGGUAAAUGUAUAGCCUUUCGUUACAACAGCCAAAUAUAUGAUGAAGAGGUCACAUAACUAGUUACUGUAUUAAUUUACUGACUCCGGCAACAGCUGAGAGAAGGAAAAUAGCAAGUAGAUUUAUGUUUUGUGUGUGUUUGUAGGCUUAUUUUUGUAUUAAUAGUUUUCUCAGUGAGUGAAGAAAAUAGUGUCCUACAGAGGGCGCUUGAUACAGCACAUAUCUAAAAAAUAUCUAAACCUGAACUUCUAUUGACAAACUAUAUAAAGAAUAUGCAUAUAUGAUCUAUAAUUUUCAAGAGUGAACUUGGGUGACCAGUAAGAGGUAAAUCUAAGAUGCUCCUAAAUAUAUUUGCCUGCUAUUUUAUGCCACAUUUUGACAUUGUAGUCUUGGCUGGUUGUGUAGAAACUAGCAUUGUACCAAAAGGGGAAUAUAUGUAGCCAUGUUUAAAAACAUUUUUGUUUAUUGUCUGUUUAGAUGAUCAAUAGAGAUGCAUGCAUAUAUGUUGUCUUGUUAAUGUGACUGUAUUUAUUUCCAUAAUAGGCAAAACGAGUAGUAACUUUUUACAUAAUAAAUGUGUAAUCUUAUGUCGGUGGUUUGCGAGAUCUAUAUUAUUACUGCAUUUACACUCAGAAAUACAACACAUCUACUUUUCAUUUGAAAGAUUUUACACUCUGGAUUUAUAAUAAAAGUCAUGUCUGGAGUUGAGUUAAAUUUUAAAGUUAAGAAAGUUAUUUUUAUUUAGUCAUUAGAAUGUUUGUAAUUGCAAAACUCCAAAGUACAUUAAAAUUUUAUCCAAACAAA